AUGCCAUCUCCUUCUAACGGCGGUAAAAUUACCAAAAUCAUCAAUGCUCGUAUCUUGCGCGAUCACGAAAUAGUCAACGACUCGUAUCUAUGGAUUCAAGACGGCAAAAUCAUUGAUGCUUUCAAUUCCUUCUUCAAGUAUAACAGAGAACCCGACGAGAUUAUUGACGCUCAGGGCGCUAUUGUUGCACCUGGUUUCAUUGAUUUACAAAUCAACGGCGCAUUUGGUAUUGACUUUUCAGAUUAUAAAGAUCCCGAAUCGAAAUUAAAAAAGGAUAUCGCGACAGUAUUGCCUUUAUUGCAAUAUCGUCCUGGAGAUGCUAAAGAAGGUGCAGAAAUUCUUGGUGCUCAUUGUGAAGGUCCAUUCAUUUCUACUGAAAAGAAGGGUGCUCACAAUCAAACCGUCAUACAAAAUGCCAAGGAUGGAAUUGAUGCGCUAGACAAGGCUUAUGGUCCCGAACUUAAGAAAGGCGGUAAGGCUGUCCGCAUUAUGACAGUGGCUCCCGAAAUCGAAGGUAUCUUGGACGUCAUUCCCCAACUUGUUGAUCGCGAUAUUACUGUUUCUAUCGGCCAUUCAGCUGCCACCAUCAGUCAAGCUGAAGAAGGUGUCAAGGCUGGUGCCACUUUUAUGACUCAUUUGUUCAACGCUAUGCGUCCUUUCCAUCAACGUGAUCCUGGUAUGGUAGGUAUUCUAGGCGCUAGUGACUUACCCGAACCUAAGCAACCUGAACGUCAUCCUUUACCCUCAACCACCUCGCCAUGUCGUGAAAAAACAGAUCCUCGUCCUUUCUAUGGUAUCAUUUGUGACGGUGUUCACGUUCAUCCCAACUCUGUACGCAUUGCUUACUAUUCUCACCCUAGUGGUUGUGUUUUGGUAACUGAUGCUCUCUCUGCUGCUGGUUUACCUGCUGGUAUUCAUCGUUUGGGUGGUCGCGAUGUUGAAGUCCGUGGUGUCAGCGGUGCUUAUAUCAAGGGUACAAAUACAUUAGCCGGAAGCACUAUUUCUAUUGAUCAUUGCGUUCGUAAUUUCAAGAAAUUUACAAGAUGCACAAACGUCGAGGCUUUAGAAGCAGCCACAUUGCAUCCUGCCCAAUGCUUGGGUAUUCAAGAUAGAAAGGGUACUUUAAAUCCUGGAGCAGAUGCUGAUAUGGUUUUCUUGGAUGAUGAUUUAAACCUUAAGAGAGUGUUUGUACGCGGUGUGGAAGUUGAAUUAAAGGAAAGAAAUGCAACUUUGUAA
This is a messenger RNA of Mycotypha africana, 1236 nucleotides long. RefSeq lists its product as uncharacterized. The record is from RefSeq and is a predicted model, not a curated record. The transcript is spliced from 2 exons. NCBI's taxonomy places the organism in Eukaryota, Fungi, Mucoromycota, Mucoromycetes, Mucorales, Mycotyphaceae. Gene Ontology annotation, molecular function: N-acetylglucosamine-6-phosphate deacetylase activity. Gene Ontology annotation, biological process: N-acetylglucosamine catabolic process. The coding region runs from base 1 to 1236 and encodes 411 amino acids.